UCCCUUCGCGGUGAUUUUCCUGUCCCGGACAAGCGGCUAGGGCGUGAGUCUGGUGUCCACCCUGCGACCAAGUAAGAAGAAAAAUUUGAGGCUCAAAAGAAUAGACAAUGUUGACAAAAAAGCGCCACGAAGAGACAUCAGUCUAGCCUGAAGCAAUGAUGCACAUCUGUAAUGGCAGAACUCAGUGACAGAAGUCUGAAUUGCGCAGCCAUUUUCUUAAAACUCUACAUUUUGGAGCAGAAAUGAAUAAUGCCAUGCUUCCUCUAUUCCCUGGUAACUACACAGACUGCCAAGUGGAGUCAGUGGGGACUGUGAUUUCAGCUAGGGCUGAGGACCAGCAUCUGUUUAACUUGCAUUGGUAGAUGUUUACUGAGGUGAAAGAAGCAUGGAAUGUAUAUAUGGUAGCCACCAUGAUCGCUACGUGUUCUCGUUGUAGAAGCAGACCUGGAGUUGGUGUGGCUGUGGGUCACUCUGCUGGAACUUGGAACAACAGUGGAGCAGAGUUCGGUUUUGAGGUGGAUUUGGGUGACUUUCUACCUGGUCAUCUAUAAGCAUUUGCAAGUGAAGAUACAGCACAACCCUGGGUCUUGGAUUAUUUCUAGUAGAGAGGACAGAGCAAUUGCACCAGACAUCCUCUUAAGCCUCAAAGUUUUGUCCCUCCUUGCCACAUUCUUCACCUUCAAAAAUAGAGGGCCUUUGGGAAAUAGAUUUCCGAAAGUUCAGCGAGUACACCCAUUUUCAGGGGGAAGAUUUGGUCAUCUGUAUGGCAGUGAGGGCUUGGAUUCAAUUAGAUGAAUAGAUCUGUCUACAUAUUCUCAGAAUGAAAUGUGGCAAAAGUACCAGCUUUCUUGACAGACUGAAAUGUGGCUGCAUAUCAUUCCGUUAGCUGAAUCGGAGGAGGCAAAGACAAGAAAGUUAAUUAUGCAUGUUGUCUUUCUGUCGUGCUGAAAGAAAACAGCUAUGUGGGCCAGCCAUGAGAGGGUACCUUGUGGCUAUAUUCCUGAGUGCUGUCUUCCUCUAUUACGUGUUACACUGUAUAUUAUGGGGAACAAAUGUUUAUUGGGUACCACCUGUGGAAAUGAAGCGGAGAAAUAAGAUCCAGCCUUGUUUAUCAAAGCCAGCUUUUGCCCCCCUACUGAGGUUUCGUCAGUUUCACCCUUUUCUGUGUACAACUGAUUUUAAAAAGAUUGCUUCCAUUUAUGGUAGCGAUAAGUUUGAUUUGCCCUAUGGGAUAAGAACAUCAGCGGACUAUUUUCGACUUGCUCUUUCAAAACUUCAGAGUUGUGAUCUCUUUGAUGAGUUUGACAAUGAACCAUGUAAAAAAUGUGUGGUGGUUGGUAAUGGAGGAGUUUUGAAGAAUAAGACAUUAGGAGAAAAAAUUGACUCCUAUGAUGUAAUAAUAAGAAUGAAUAAUGGUCCUGUUUUAGGACAUGAAGAGGAAGUUGGGAGAAGGACAACCUUCCGACUUUUUUAUCCAGAAUCUGUUUUUUCAGAUCCCAGUUACAACGAUCCAAAUACUACGGCGAUACUCACUGUUUUUAAGCCACUUGACUUAAAGUGGCUGGUGGAAUUGUUGACUGGUGGCAAAAUAAAUACUAAUGGUUUUUGGAAGAAACCAGCCUUAAACUUGAUCUAUAAACCCCAUCAAAUCAGAAUAUUAGAUCCUUUCAUUAUCAGGACAGCAGCUUAUGAUCUGCUUCAUUUUCCAAAAGUGUUUCCCAAAAAUCAGAAACCCAAACACCCAACAACAGGAAUUAUUGCCAUCACAUUGGCAUUCCAUAUAUGCCAUGAAGUUCACUUAGCUGGUUUUAAAUACAACUUUUCUGACCUCAAGAGUCCUUUGCAUUACUAUGGGAAUUCCACCAUGUCUUUGAUGAAUAAGAAUGCAUAUCACAAUGUGACUGCAGAACAGCUCUUUUUGAAGGACAUUAUAGAAAAAAACUUUGUAAUCAACUUGACACAAGAUUGACCCUACAGACUCAGAAGAUUAUGCUAACAGUAUUAGUUUUAUUUUUAUAUUGCAAUUUUUAGUUUAUUUUAAAAUAUUUUGGAUGAACUUGUCAUAUAAUUAUGUAUAUUGUCUGUUGCUGCCUGGUGAUUCAUAACCACCAGCUUAAUUUCUGUGAAUAUAUUUAUGAAAACCAAGAAAUGUUUAGUUAUCAGGGCAAUAAAUUUUGAUUGUAUUGUGUUUUUAAAAUAAGCUAGGUUUUUGAGGUGUUUUAAAACAUCUUAUUUCAUCCUAGACUUUUCAAAGAAUGUGAUUUCCUAAGCAAGGAGAGUUAAUUCAUCACAAUUUUGAUUAUGAUGUGACAUUUGGGGAGGUAUAUUUAGUUAAUGUAAAAGAAGCAGGUGGGAAGGUGGCAUAUGAUUAUGCCUUGAUAUAGCAAACUGUAACCACUUGGCUGGGGAAGUCAUAC
Messenger RNA from Fukomys damarensis (Damara mole-rat), 2417 nucleotides. RefSeq names its product ST3 beta-galactoside alpha-2,3-sialyltransferase 6 (gene St3gal6). Bases 926 to 1969 code for a protein of 347 amino acids. Gene Ontology annotation, molecular function: beta-galactoside alpha-2,3-sialyltransferase activity. The record is from RefSeq and is a predicted model, not a curated record. The transcript is spliced from 15 exons. NCBI's taxonomy places the organism in Eukaryota, Metazoa, Chordata, Mammalia, Rodentia, Bathyergidae. Gene Ontology annotation, biological process: glycolipid biosynthetic process.